AUGCCACCCAAAAAGAGGACGGUAGCAAAAUCUGGUGCUGGAACUGAUGCCUCUCUUGAGCAUGAAGAGACCUCAGAUAUCGUAACCGAUCUUCCAGCGUCAGGUGAGACUCUAUUAGCCAACGGCGAUAACCCCGCAGCAAUCUUUGCACAACUGCAGCAAACAGUGGAGGGAGACGCAACGAAAAUCAAUAACCACCUGGGCUCUUUGAUGAGCCUUGUACAAGCCGCCGAAAAUUCACAAACUUCCAUUUUUCUACGCGUGCGUUUCCUAGAAUUGAUCGCCAGGUACGUGGUACACAUUCGUGACAACAAUGCACUCAAAAAGAUUGUUACUUCGCUCAUCAAAAUUAUCGGUGGUGACGAUAAUACGCCUCAGCUGCUGGUGGCCGCCUUGCAGUGCUUCAGUGGACUCGGUUCUGUUUCGAUGCUGGAAAAACAGUGGGAAUAUCUUUCUCGUGAAGGUGCGGAUAUUCUCAUGCAGGUGAUAAUCGAUAAAGAGGCUUUCCCAGAGCCAGUGCGCCAGGCCGCGCGCAAGUCAUUGGAUGAUCUUACCGAAAGCGCGUUCCAACCGGUGGUGACCAAACUCCUGCACUGGCUCAGCGACGAUCGGGAGGAUGACGAAGAGGAGCAGCUUUUGAAGGAGCGUCACAUGGCGCUUACUGUCCUCAAUCGUCUUUCACGAAUGGUGUCGUUGAAGUCUCAGUGGACGGAGGAAGUCCAAGAGCUUGUAUAUAAUCUAAUCCUACGUAUCCUCGAUGUUGUGAAUGUGCGCGAGUUCUCGCAGUUGGCUCGCAUAGCGGCGCACUUGCCUAUCAUUGUUGCAAAGGGUGGCGGUAAUUUUCUUUUAAAGUCGUACUUGUCUAACCAUAAACUCGACAGCAAUCGCCAGUUGGAGGCUGUCGUGAUUCUUGGCCGUUUUGUACAGGUGAAGGACCAAAGUGAUGAGCUCGAUUUGACCCCUGCUUUGGAGGCUGCUGGCCUUCUUGCCCAUGAAAUUGACGCUCAGAGCGAGCACGGAUAUUUAAGCGCACGUAUUGUGCUUUUGACUGCACGAUUGGCUGGUUCUGAUACAGCUGAAAAACUUCUUUCAUUUAUUUUUCAUAAUUUGAUGCACCUGUUGGGUGCCGACGGCACAUCGUUGCCUGAAAACAUCUCCACUCUAGAAGCCUUGUUGUUUGCCAUGGUCGCGAUCGCACGCAAAAAGCCCAUAGAAGUUCUUCAGAAAAUACACGAAGAAAAUUUCAACGCAUCUAUGAUCAACCUCAUGAAAGCAAUGACAUCGCUAGAAAAUCAUACACUCUUUUCGGUGAAGAAGUUGGUGAUGAAGAAGGAGGCCAAAGAUACCGAUGCGGAGAUGCUGACAUGCUUGCAUAACAUCUGCGUGAUUGCGGGUAGCGCCUCCUCUAAGCAUUUACCUUUGAUCGAGCUCAAGGAAAGUUGGGCGGAAAGGCCAAGUCUAUCGGUAUUGAAGCAUACAGGAUCAACAGGGGGCCGCACCACGGCGCUGUCGCUACCACCUGGUACCGCUGCGUCGACAUCUGUCCUUCGAAAUUCGCGCGGCGGUCCUCAAAAACGACAGCGAUCACAAAUGGGCCGUAGUACAUCCAAUGGGGGCAUGAUACGGUCUCGUCGAUAG
Phytomonas sp. Hart1 is the source of this 1638-nucleotide messenger RNA. The record is from the annotation of a GenBank genome assembly. NCBI's taxonomy places the organism in Eukaryota, Euglenozoa, Kinetoplastea, Trypanosomatida, Trypanosomatidae.